This is a messenger RNA of Monomorium pharaonis (pharaoh ant), 2717 nucleotides long. RefSeq names its product nucleolar complex protein 2 homolog (gene Noc2). The transcript is spliced from 12 exons. Gene Ontology annotation, cellular component: Noc2p-Noc3p complex; nucleoplasm; Noc1p-Noc2p complex. Bases 192 to 2345 code for a protein of 717 amino acids. Gene Ontology annotation, molecular function: transcription corepressor activity; histone binding. Gene Ontology annotation, biological process: negative regulation of transcription by RNA polymerase II; ribosomal large subunit biogenesis. The record is from RefSeq and is a predicted model, not a curated record. NCBI's taxonomy places the organism in Eukaryota, Metazoa, Arthropoda, Insecta, Hymenoptera, Formicidae.
CACUUUUUGCACUCGGCAUCUUCGUUUUCUUUUUCUUCAGUGCCCUGAAUAUAUACUUAUCCAGAGAUUUGGGAUUUGGAGCCACGUGGAAAUUGCAAAGAUUUGUUUAUGAAUAUAUCAUUAGCACUUAUGUAUUAAUAACGUGAUGAAAUAAAGAUUACGGAUUAUUCAAAUACGUAGAAUUUAUCAAAAUGAAGAUCAAGAAAGGAAGUCAGAAGCCUCUUAAUUCAUCCAAGAAGAAAAAAGUGACAACUGUGAAGAGAAAGAAAAAUGAUUUGAGCAAAUUAACUACGGAAGAGUUUUUUGAACAAAAUUUUGAAACAGAUAACGAUGCAUAUGAUGACAGCAAAGAAGAUAAAAAUAUAGAUGAAAAACUCAUUGAUGAGCAGAUGGAUAGUGAUAACAGUGAAGAUGACUGGAAUCCUGAAAAACAUAAAAAGUCAUUGAUAAAAUUAAAAGACACUGAUCCUGAGUUUUAUAAAUAUUUGAAGGAAAAUGACAAAAAUCUUCUGGACUUCAGAGUAUCAGAUGAUGACGAUGAUGUUUCUGACAACAGACAUAUUCCUAAUGAAAAUUUGGAGGUUGCUAGUGACGAUAGUGAUUUUCAACCAGAAGAAACUGAAGGUGAUUCUAAAAAGAAAAUCACUAUGCAAUUGUUGAAAAUAUGGCAGCAACAAAUACAAACAGAUAGAUCAAUAAUUACUAUUAAAUGUGCUGUAGAAGCUUUCCAUGCAGCAUUAGCUAAUGUUGCAGAAUUACCUGAUAUAAAUACGGAAUAUAAAGUAGAAGGAAGUGCAGCAUUUAAUGGUGUAAUGCAAUUAUGUAUAAUGUAUCUGCCUGAUGCAUUUAAACGCUUUUUAAAACUGGAUCCAGAAUCGCAGGAAGUGCAUAAAUCCAAAAAAUUUGGAAAAAUACGAUCAAUCUUAAAAUUGUAUUUGUCUGAUUUAAUCAAAUUAUUACAAAGUGUAGCAUCAUCCAAUAUUCUCACGGUGCUUUUAAAGCAUCUACGCCAAAUGUUGCCUUACACCCGCUCAUUUUCAUCUUUAACAAAACCAUUAUUAAGGAUUUUAAUAAAAUUUUGGUCAACUGCAGAAGAAACUGUUCGGGUUACUGCUUUUUUGAAUAUAUUACACAUUGCAACUAAACAAGAAUCUGUAUUAGAGAAGCUGUUGAAGACCAUGUAUGUGAAAUAUGUUCAGAAUACAAAAUUUGUUUCACCUAACACAUUACCAGGAAUAAAUUUUAUGGAACAUUCCUUGGUUGAGAUUUAUUUGCUCGAUCAUGACGUUUCAUAUAAUCAUGCAUUUCUAUAUAUUAGACAAUUAGCAAUUAAUUUAAGAAAUGCCAUAACAUUGAAAAAAAAGGAAAACUUUCAAGCUGUAUAUAAUUGGCAGUAUAUAAAUUCGUUGCGUUUCUGGACAGACUUGAUAAUUAAAUCAAAGGAGAAAUCGAUGUUACGAUCGCUAUUAUAUCCGUUAGUCCAGAUUAUUAUUGGAACAAUAAAAGUCAUUCCAACGGCACAAUAUUAUCCAUUGCGAUUUCAUUGUGUGGAAAUGUUAAUAACCAUUUCUAAGGAGACAGGAACGUUUAUACCUAUUUUACCAUUUCUUUUUGAGGUAUUGGACUCUUAUGAUUUUAAUAAAAAACAUAAAGCAGUUACAAUGAAACCUAUACCAUUUAAUUGCAUAUUGAGGAUGUCAAAAUCGCAAUUGGUAGAAAAUGGUUUUAAAAAUAACAUUAUUGAAACUAUUUACCGAUAUAUAUUGGAAAAUGCAGCAAAUGAAAGUCAUAAGAUAUAUUUUCCGGAUGUGUACAUACCUUGUAUAAUACAGUUAAAAGCAUUUCUGAAGAAAUGCCAUGUGGCAACUUACUGCAAGAAGAUGAAACAACUUCUAAAUAUGAUUGAAGAAAAUAGAAAGUACAUCGAAACUGAGCGUGCGAAAAUAACGAUAGAUUUGAAGAAUACAGCGGAAAUUACAAAUUGGGAAAAUAGAAUGAAGACGAAUGUUACAGAAAUAGCCAAAUUCUAUGCUUCCUGGAUUACUAUUCACAAGUCUCAGAUGCUUAAACUUCUUACGAAAAACGAGGAAGAACUUAAUGUACCAAUGAGAACAAUGAAGAGGCAGAAACUAGAUGAGCGAAAUGCAGAGGACAGUGAAGAAGAAAGCGAGCUUGAGUUUCGGCUGAAGGGAACGGAAGUCAAAACAAAAACGAAACCAUUAAAUAAGGCGAAAAAGCGCAAAAAAAAUAAGGAAACAAAGAAAACUACCGAUAUUGACGUCGAAGAUUUGCCGAGAGAAGACACAGACAUUGUACAAGAUAUAAAUAGCGAUGAUUGGUGUUAAGAAAAUUUAACAGUGAAAUGACAUUUGAUAUUAUUAGCAAAUCUUAACAAAUUUAAUGUUUUGUUAUAACAUUUGUUUAAUAAAGAUAUAUUUAAUAACAUAAAAAAGUUUCUCCCCAAAAAAGCAUAAAUGUAUAAUUGUAUAAUUAAUUUAUUUUAUUUUAUAAUUAUAUUCUUAUAUUUUUUAUGAUAUAAUUCAACUAUGUUCCUAUUCUUUGAAAAGCGCUAAAAUGACAUUAAGAUUAAAUAUUAAUUAAAGAUUUACGUAUUAAUUGUUUCUGCAAUUCUAACGGCUUUUUAGCUUUUGAGCCACAAAUUGGUUAUGUAAAAUCUGGAUUAAUGAUUAAAUAUAUAUUUAUUAUUACAUAUAAAA